Molecule: messenger RNA, 1130 nt
Organism: Nycticebus coucang (slow loris)
Lineage: Eukaryota; Metazoa; Chordata; Mammalia; Primates; Lorisidae
Gene: PSMG2
Product: proteasome assembly chaperone 2
Exons: 7
Coding region: 68-913 (281 amino acids)
Biological process (GO): proteasome assembly
Cellular component (GO): cytosol; nucleus
Source: RefSeq, a predicted model, not a curated record
GCCCCAGGGGCUCGGCGAACGGCUCCUGCGUCGAGGUCGGGUGUCUGCGUUCCCGUGCCCCUUGUUGAUGCAAAGCCCACGCGCAUCCCCUUUCUCCCACCCUGCUGCGACCAUGUUUGUUCCCUGCGGGGAGUCGGUCCCCGACCUCGCGGGCUUCACCCUCCUCAUGCCAGCAGUCUCCGUUGGAAAUGUUGGCCAGCUUGCAAUAGAUCUGAUUAUUUCUACAUUGAAUAUGUCUAAGAUUGGUUACUUCUAUACUGAUUGUCUCGUACCAAUGGUUGGCAACAACCCAUAUGCGACCGCAGAAGAAAAUUCUACAGAACUUAGUAUAAACACUGAAGUAUAUUCAUUACCUUCAAAAAAGCUAGUGGCUCUUCAGUUAAGAUCUAUUUUUAUUAAGCACAAAUCAAAGUCAUUCUGUGAAAAACUACUUUCCUGGGUGAAAAGUAGUUGCUUAGCAGGAGUUAUAGUUCUUUCAAGCAGUCAUUCAUAUCACCGUAAUGAUCUACAGCUUCGUAGUUCUCCCUUCCGGUACCUACUUACACCUUCCAUGCAAAAGUGUGCUCAAAAUAAAAUAAACAGCCUUAAUUGGGAAGAAAUGGAGAAAAGUCGCUGCAUUCCAGAAAUAGAUGAUUCUGAGUUUUGUAUCCGUAUUCCAGGAGGAGGUAUCACAAAAGCUCUCUAUGAUGAAAGCUCUUCUAAAGAUAUCCCACUGGCAGUUCUGUUGAAAUUUGUUUCAGAAGGAGACAAUAUCCCAGAUGCGUUAGGUCUUGUGGAGUAUCUGAAUGAAUGGCUUCAGAUAAUCAAACCACAUUUACAGAGUGAUGACCCCACGGCAUCUUCCUUGCAGUGGAAAAUACCAAGUUCUUGGAGAUUACUCUUUGGCAGUGGUCUCCCCCCUGCACUUUUUUGAUGUAUUUUCAGUUUUAUACCUUGUAUCCCAAGACACUUAUUACCAGCACAAAAGUUAAACAUUCUGGACAGAAAUGUGUAUAAUGUAUUAGGAAGUAAAUUCUACUUUUCACAGAAAAUCUCAAUAAAAGGAUUAAUGCACCAUCGUUUUGCCCCCAUGCUUUUAUCAUAUUUAGCAAAUACAAAUUUUGUACAAUAAAAUGUUAUUUCCCAAGUAA